This is a messenger RNA of Cololabis saira (Pacific saury), 1863 nucleotides long. It is a transcript of the gene cybb, whose product is annotated as cytochrome b-245 heavy chain. Gene Ontology annotation, cellular component: plasma membrane; NADPH oxidase complex. The record is from RefSeq and is a predicted model, not a curated record. Gene Ontology annotation, molecular function: superoxide-generating NAD(P)H oxidase activity. Gene Ontology annotation, biological process: superoxide anion generation; defense response. Lineage: Eukaryota; Metazoa; Chordata; Actinopteri; Beloniformes; Belonidae.
UCCUCCGUCAGCAGCUCUUCAUCAUGGGGAACUUCGUCGCCAACGAGGGACUCUCCAUCUUCGUGAUUCUGGUCUGGCUGGGCAUCAACGCCUUCCUGUUCGUGCAUUUCUACAUGGCCUUCCUGGUGGAGCGCUGGUUCUACACCCGGGUGCUGCUGGGGCAUGCCUUGUCCUGGGCCCGAGCUCCGGCCGCCUGCCUCAACUUCAACUGCAUGCUCAUCCUGCUGCCGGUGUGCCGAAACCUGCUGUCCUUCCUCCGCGGCUCAAUCCAGUGCUGCAGCCGGACGGCGGCUCGCCAGAUCGAUCGAAACAUCACCUUCCACAAACUGGUGGCGUACAUGAUCGCCUUCCACACAGCCGUGCACAUCGUCGCACACUUGUUCAACUUUGAGUACUUCAUGGACGCACAGUUGGACCGCAACAGCAGCCUGCUGCCCUUCAUCCUGUCGGAGAUCGGCACCGACGACAACGCCUCCUUCCUCAACCCCAUCAGGACCAACGAGACGAACCCGACCGUGGUCAUGUUCACCACCAUCGCCGGGCUGACGGGCGUGGCCAUCACGCUGGCGCUCAUCCUCAUCAUCACGUCCUCCAUGGAGGUGAUCCGCCGCUCCUACUUCGAGGUGUUCUGGUACACCCACCACCUCUUCGUCAUCUUCUUCAUCGGCCUGGUGUUCCACGGCUUCGGGCGCAUCGUCCGAGGACAGACGCCGCUCAGCCUGGAGACCAACCGGCCGCUCGUCUGCGCCGACCGCUUCCAGGACUGGGGGAACAACGGGUCGGACUGCGCCGUGCCCGAGUUCGCCGGGAACCCUCCCAUGACGUGGAAGUGGGUGGUGGCGCCGAUGUUCCUGUACGUGUGCGAGCGGCUGGUGCGGUUCUACCGCUCCCACCAGAAGGUGGUGGUGACCAAGGUGCCGGCCUGCAGGUUUAGAGGUCCCCCCCCUGCAGGAACCGCCCCGCUGACCCCCCUGUCCCCCCCGUCCCCCCAGGUGGUGAUGCACCCCUCCAAGACGCUGGAGCUGCAGAUGAAGAGGAAGGGCUUCGGCAUGGCGGUGGGCCAGUACGUGUUCAUCCAGGUGCCGUCCGUGUCGCGGCUGGAGUGGCACCCGUUCACGCUCACCUCGGCCCCGGAGGAGGACCACUUCAGCGCCCACAUCCGCAUCGUGGGGGACUGGACCGAGGCCGUGUACCAGGCCUGUGGGGGGGACGCGCCCGAGCAGCGGGAGGCCUGGCAGCUGCCCAAGGUGGCCAUCGACGGGCCGUUCGGCACGGCCAGCGAGGACGUGUUCCGCUACGAGGUGGUGAUGCUGGUGGGCGCCGGCAUCGGCGUGACGCCCUUCGCCUCCAUCCUCAAGUCCGUGUGGUACAAACACAUCCAGAACAACCAGGACGUCUUCACCAAGAAGAUCUACUUCUACUGGCUGUGUCCCGAGACGGAGGCCUUCGAGUGGUUCGCUGACCUGCUGCAGUCGCUGGAGCGCCAGAUGGCCGACAAGGACAUGGCCGACUUCCUCAGCUACAACAUCUACCUGACCCGCUGGAAGGAGGCCGAGGCGGCCCACUUCCGCGUCCACCACGAGGCCGAGAACGACCCCAUCACCGGACUCAAGCAGAAGACUCUGUACGGGAAACCCAACUGGGACAACGAGUUCUCCAGCAUCGCGUCCAGGCACCCCGGGACCAAGGUGGGCGUGUUCCUGUGCGGCCCCCCCCAGCUGGGGAAGUCCCUGGAGAAGCAGUCCCUGUCCCACUCCGAGGGCGACGUCAAGUUCAUCUUCAACAAGGAGAACUUCUGAGAGGCUCCCACCGCCGCCGCGUUGGGGGGGUUCGGGCAUAUAUAUAUAUAUAUAUAUAUAUAUA